Nanorana parkeri is the source of this 962-nucleotide messenger RNA. It is a transcript of the gene KTI12, whose product is annotated as KTI12 chromatin associated homolog. The transcript has 10 exons. Bases 101 to 925 code for a protein of 274 amino acids. NCBI's taxonomy places the organism in Eukaryota, Metazoa, Chordata, Amphibia, Anura, Dicroglossidae. The record is from RefSeq and is a predicted model, not a curated record.
GAUCACAUGACCGGAACUUCCGUUUGUAGCUGAGAAAUGGCGCUAUCCAUGUUUGUGCCGGUGGACAGCUCUCCGGAGGUGUGACAAGUUGGUUCCUGAAAUGCCUCUUGUGGUGCUGUGUGGAUUCCCCUGCAGUGGGAAGAGUCAAAGAGCACUGGAUCUAAAAAAGCACCUGGAGCAGGCUGGGCGAAACGUUUAUAUAAUUGGAGACCAUACCCUUGCUGUUGAUAAGAAUUCUGUGUAUGCAGAUUCCAGGAAGGAGAAGGAUUUGCGGGGAGCUUUAAGAGCUGAAGUUGAAAGGAAAUUGAAUAAAGAAGAUGUUGUUAUUCUGGAUUCCCUCAACUAUAUUAAAGGAUACAGAUACGAGCUUUUCUGUCUUAUAAAACAUGUCCAGACUCCACACUGCCUGAUCAACUGUGUGACAGCCCCAGACGUCAGUUCCACCUGGAAUAAGGACAGACAGUCAGAUGACCAAUAUACACAAGACAUACUUGAUGGCUUGAUACAGAGAUUUGAGGCUCCUGAUUCCCGUAAUCGAUGGGAUAGUCCCCUCUUUACUGUACAGAAGGAUGAUGUACUGCCAUUGGAACAGAUCUGCAAUGCAAUUUUCCACAGAAAAGCACCCCCACCCAACCAAUCCACACAGACUCAACCUUUGUCUUCCACAAAUUUUCUACAUGAGUUAGACAAGGUGACACAGGACGUGGUGACUGCUGUAUUAAACGCUCAGAAGAUAAGCGUUCCAGGAGACCUCAUUACAGUACCAGGAGCGAGUGAGAAAUUGCAGUUACCUCGGAUGUUGAACAUGUCGGAACUGAGGAGGCUUCGCCAACAGUUUAUCACCUAUACUAAAUUACAUCCUAAUGAGAACAUUUCACAGCUUGCAAAUAUGUUUGUACAGUACCUGAACCAAAGUAUUUGCUGAAUCUACUGCAGGGCAGGGGCUGCCAUUUCUGAUCUUU